Messenger RNA from Cucurbita pepo subsp. pepo (vegetable marrow), 1801 nucleotides. RefSeq names its product histone deacetylase 6. Gene Ontology annotation, cellular component: nucleus. Gene Ontology annotation, biological process: epigenetic regulation of gene expression. The record is from RefSeq and is a predicted model, not a curated record. NCBI's taxonomy places the organism in Eukaryota, Viridiplantae, Streptophyta, Magnoliopsida, Cucurbitales, Cucurbitaceae. Gene Ontology annotation, molecular function: histone deacetylase activity.
UCAAUCUGCUGUUGGUUGUUGUUGCAGGUUCUUCGUCUUAAUUCUCUGUGUUUUCACUUUUCUUCAAUCCGCAAGUGGAGUCGUCGACCGGGCGGCGGCGAAGAGAGGGUGGCUAUGGCGGAUGAUACUUACGGCGGCGCUUCACUUCCUUCAGGUCCUGACGGCCGGAAACGUCGAGUGACCUACUUCUAUGAGCCCACAAUUGGUGAUUACUAUUACGGCCAAGGUCAUCCGAUGAAACCUCACCGUAUUCGCAUGGCCCAUAACCUCAUCGUUCACUACGGCCUCCACCGUCGGAUGGAGAUCAACCGGCCUUACCCUGCCGGUACGGAGGAUAUCCAGAGAUUCCACUCCGAUGACUAUGUCGAUUUCCUCGCCUCCGUGUCACCCGAAACGCUGUCAGAUCACUCCUUCUCUCGCUAUCUCAAGCGCUUUAAUGUUGGUGAGGACUGCCCUGUUUUUGAUGGCUUAUUCGGCUUCUGCCAGGCCUCUGCUGGCGGCUCCAUUGGUGCUGCCGUCAAGCUCAAUCGUGGCGAUGCUGAUAUUGCUAUCAAUUGGGCUGGUGGGCUUCAUCACGCUAAGAAGUCUGAGGCCUCCGGUUUCUGUUACGUUAAUGAUAUUGUAUUGGGCAUCCUUGAGCUGCUGAAGUAUCACAAGCGUGUACUAUACAUUGACAUUGACGUCCAUCAUGGUGAUGGCGUGGAGGAGGCAUUUUAUACUACUGACAGAGUAAUGACGGUCUCCUUUCAUAAAUUUGGGGAUUUCUUUCCUGGGACAGGGCACAUUAAGGAUGUUGGAGUAGGGUCUGGUAAAAACUAUGCCCUUAAUGUCCCCCUAAAUGAUGGAAUGGAUGAUGACAGUUUCCGUGGUCUGUUUAGGCCACUCAUUCAAAAAGUUAUGGAGGUGUAUCAGCCUGAUGCGGUUGUACUCCAAUGUGGAGCUGAUUCAUUAGCUGGUGAUAGGUUGGGGUGCUUCAACUUAUCUGUGAAGGGCCAUGCAGAUUGUCUUCGUUUCUUGAGAUCGUUUAACGUUCCUUUAAUGGUGUUAGGCGGAGGAGGAUAUACUAUCCGCAAUGUUGCUCGCUGUUGGUGUUACGAGACAGCAGUUGCUGUUGGAGUUGAACCAGACAACAAAUUGCCUUACAACGAGUAUUUCGAGUAUUUUGGACCUGAUUAUACUCUUCAUAUAGAACCAUCCAACAUGGAGAAUCUAAAUUCCCCUAAAGACAUGGAAAAGAUAAGGAACACCCUGCUGGAGCAACUCUCUAGACUCCCACAUGCCCCCAGUGUACCUUUCCAGAUGACUCCUUCCUCCGAAGUUCCAGAAGAGGUGGAAGAGAACAUGGAACGUAGACCCAAACGCCGCAUCUGGAAUGGUGAGGAUUAUGAUUCUGAUGCUGAAGAAAACAGAAAGCGACCAAAUAACAGUGAAGGGCCUGGUGUAAAUAAUCUGACGAGGGACGAAGUAGAUGGUAUGGAGGAAGAUAAGAACAUGGACCAUCAACCUCGUUGACAAAUACUAUGUGUAGAUUUCUCGACGACCUAGAAGUCUCACCAGUUUCGUAAGAGACACUUAGGAUCAAGUCAUAGUUCUUAAAGCCUGGGUUUUGUCUUUUGAUUAGGCAUUGGAACAUACCGAUAAUAUUAUUUUCUCGACAUGAAAUUUAGAAUUUGUACACAAGGAAUACGUAAACAGGAAUCAAGGGCAUUUACAUCGGAGACUUUUGUACAAAUAUUUUGGAGUUCAUAAAAACUUGGUGUUAUUCUCUGGUGUUUAUGAAAUAUACUGUUCAUAAUUAAAA